CAUUGGCUGGCGUUACUCACGGCGGCCGGAAGGUGGGCUCAGCGCUGUUGGCCCGUGGUUGUCACGGUGACGGGGAGGUUGGGCCAGCCAGACUGAGCCCCCAGGACCCGCCGAGAUUCUAGGCCCACGACACCCCGCCAUGGACAAGCCGUACAGAAAGGUGCGGUGGUGAGGUGCAGCUGGGGAGGGCUCCGUCCACACUCGGGCCGUCAUCGGGACCUCACAGGUGCUUAGAAGAACAUGUAGUUCUCAUCAGACAAAUGGCACCUAUCACAGACGCUCGCUGACAUGGAGCACUCUGCACAGAGAAACAGGCACCUUACCCAGCACCCCACCCAGCACCCCAGCUAUGCCUACAAAGUCCAGAAAGGUUUCACUGCUGCAUAUCCAACACAAUCUUCUAUUCCUUUUAAAUAUCAGCCUGCAGGAAUCCCAGAAUCAGAAAAGAAAGGAUUCAAUAGUCAAACCAAGAGAUUUUAUCACAAAAAGGAUGACAUCCCAGGCCCUGGGUUCUACGAUGUCACCCACCAGUCUCCAGUGUCCAAAAGCGUCUCAUUGUCCAAGAAAGGAACAUGCACUUUCCCCUCCAUGCGCUCCCGGUGGGACACCCUCAUUUCUAAAUACCCGGCGGCAAACGCGUACACCAUCCCAUCAGCCUUCAAUUCCAAGAAAGACUUCAGCAAUUCCUGUUCCAGUAUGUUCCAGUUGCCAAGCUUCACGAAAGUUCUCAAAUUUGAGACUCCUGCACCAAAUCGUUACAACGCUUCUGUCUCCUGCUGCAAGCAGAAAAACAACGUCUGUGCCCGAGCCGGCUUCACGUCAAAGACCCAGAGAGGACUUUUCACGGUCGCCGACAAGGGACCUGCCCCAGUCUCUGUGGCACGGUGGGGAAGCAGGGGCUUCAGAGGCAGGCGGGCUUGUCUCCACACAGUGGUGCCCAGUGAGCCAUGUGGAAAGCAGAGGGUUACAGUGCAGCCACAGGAGCCAGGACCCCGAGGGUAUUACAAUGUCAACGAGUCCCUCGUGAAGCAGUCACCGAAAGCACUAAUGUCUUGUUUUAAAUCGAAAACUGACCGUGGAUUAAAACUGACAUCAACCGGCCCAGGACCCGGUUAUUACGAUCCAAACGAGCCCAUCAAAGUGCCAAAAAAGACCCUUUUUCCCCACGUACAAGCCGGAACUCCCAGGAAAGCAGUCCUUCCUCUACAACGAGGACAACAAGUGGAUCCCGGUGCUGUAGAGACGGCAUGCAGGCUCAGCCAGCAGCCCACCCCACCGUCUUCCCCCAACCUAGACAUUCCUUCGAAUGUCACACACGGCUGUCGUGUGACCUCUUGAGGCAGCUCUUCCUGGCAGCCUGGGGUGCUGGCGGCACCCCCUGAGUGGCCUCCUGAGCCGGCGCCCUCACCUGCUGGCCGCAGUGGAUCCAAGCAGAGGUCAGCAUGACAGAGCCCCCUGCUGGUGCCCCCACGCACCGCCAGGCUGGCUCCCUGCAUGACUGCCCUCCACAGGCUCGAGGGGCUCCCGGAGAAGACUCCAGGGUGGCCAGCCAUGGCAGAGUGCCAGCCUGGAACCUCGCGUGUGCUGCAGAGGUGACUGUGCAGGCGGCAGCCCAGGCACUGUCCCCUCCUCUGGCCUGAGCUCCCAGGCUUCCCUCUGAGUUCCAGGAGCCAAGAAGGGCCAGGGACCCCUGUCCCUACGUGAGGUUGGUAGGGCCUCUCAGCUGCCUCCGUGUCUCCCUUUUCAGAACCGCAAUGGAAAUGGGUCACAUGGUCCCUCCUGCUCCCCUCCCCCAAGAGCUGUGACGUUCCUCCAUUCCACAGCAGACGUGGCUGGGCCCCUGCUAGAGCCAGAGCCCUGCACCUGCAGGCCCCUUCCCGCCUGCCCCCUUCGUGGCCUGUCUCCAUCCCCUCCCUGUCCACCGCCCCAGGCUCACCAAGCUGGCUACGGUCUUAAAGCAUCUUCCUGGCCUGCUAGAUCCCGCCCCCUCAGCACAAGGAGGAGAUCCCCAAAGACCCCAGCUCCGGAACUAACAGCACUUCUUCCCCGGCCGUCAGUGCUCUCCCAUAGUGAGCGUCUCCCCAGCCCGGCCCCCACCCUGGCUCCUACUCCUCUGCGUGGGACCUCUUGGGCCUUCCUGUUGGACCUGGCUGCUGACUGGCUCUCCUUCCAGGGGAGUGGCUGAAGAGGGAGCAGCAUGGAGGGCCAUAGCCGAUUAAACAGGGUUCUUGCUUCUCACCACAGACGGCCUUGUGAGCUUCAGAUUACU
Molecule: messenger RNA, 2269 nt
Organism: Tupaia belangeri chinensis (Chinese tree shrew)
Lineage: Eukaryota; Metazoa; Chordata; Mammalia; Scandentia; Tupaiidae
Gene: STPG1
Product: sperm tail PG-rich repeat containing 1
Exons: 10
Coding region: 289-1338 (349 amino acids)
Biological process (GO): epigenetic programing of male pronucleus; positive regulation of mitochondrial membrane permeability involved in apoptotic process
Cellular component (GO): germinal vesicle; female pronucleus; male pronucleus
Molecular function (GO): chromatin binding; histone binding
Source: RefSeq, a predicted model, not a curated record